AUGUAUAAAGAUGGACUCGAUUCCCCCGCAAUUUUAUCUCCAUCAUCAGCUCAAUCAAUCACCUCUAAACAUCUUUUCAAUACGGACCAACAACAUCUUCUUAUCUCUUUCCAAGAACAAGAACAAAUCAUCAACAUGCAGUUUUCCAAGAUCACCAGUUCCGCCGUCCUCUUUGCCCUAUACACCAUGGAUAUUGCUAUUCCUAGCCCCAACCCUCUCGAGGCCAGCAUGAACGACCUCGAGGCCCGCACAGGGAUGCUUACCACUCGUGCUGGCUGGACUUGUGCCUUCGGUGGUGACAAGACCUGCCAGGUCAAGGUAUGUCGCUGA
Molecule: messenger RNA, 330 nt
Organism: Penicillium waksmanii
Lineage: Eukaryota; Fungi; Ascomycota; Eurotiomycetes; Eurotiales; Aspergillaceae
Exons: 1
Coding region: 1-330 (109 amino acids)
Source: RefSeq, a predicted model, not a curated record